Messenger RNA from Gryllus bimaculatus (two-spotted cricket), 1351 nucleotides. The record is from the annotation of a GenBank genome assembly. NCBI's taxonomy places the organism in Eukaryota, Metazoa, Arthropoda, Insecta, Orthoptera, Gryllidae.
AUCGAAAGAUUUCUUCGAAAUUCUCUUCGACUGCUGAGGCGCGAAAUCGCCCACUGCGUGACGCCGUCGUGGACGUACGUGUCUGCCGCAAUCGGGCGACCGCAGCGGUUCCUCCAUGGCGCCGCGCUGCGUCGCGUCGCGUCGCGUCGCGUCGCGCCGCGCCGGAAGUCGAGGUCGCCGGCGCAGCCCUUCCGCCGGCGCGGGCGCCCCGACGCCGUGCGGUCCCGUCCCGACGCCGCUGCGGCCGCGCGAAGGCGGCGUUCGCUCCGACGCCAGCGCCCGCCCGCCCGAAACCCGCGCGCGGAGCGUCGCUGGUCGGACGCCGCCAUGGCCACCUGCAGUCCGCGCACGGCCGUCUGGAAGCUGCUGCUCGGAGCUCUGGUGGUGCAGUGCGUGGCUGCGAGUUCGCCUCCAGCGUUGCGCCAUGCGAGGCAUUUGCGGCGCAGCAGAACGGUGGACGAGGCGACGCGGCGAAUUGCCCAAGACAUUGCUGUAAAAGUGACGAAUGUUAGUUCGGUGACUCAGCUUUACAACUUAAUGGUGCAAUACAAUAAACAAUACUGUGAUGAUUCAGUCUUUAAAGAACUAGAGAAGUUAUCUAAAUCACGACAAGACGAGGCUGCACUUCUCAGUAUGAAGGCGCAUUGCAGGAAGUUCAAACAGAGGCACCUGGCUCGUAGCCUGCAACGCAGAGAAACGAGAGGUUCCAUGAAAAUUGGUAGCGAAGCUCAAGAAAUAGAAGCAUUGGUCAAAAAAUUUCAACGUACGAAAACAGGUUGCAAACCUAAAAACACCUUAGUUGAAUUUCCCCCGUCUGCAGAAUCUGUUUACUUACCCAGAUGCACCAAUGUCAAAAGAUGCUCCGGAUGCUGUCCAAACAAACUCCACGUGUGCCGACCGGUUGCUGGCAACAUACAGACUGUGAAACGCAAGGUCGUUGACAUUAGAGUGAGCACCAAAGACUAUAAACCCAUAAUGAAGGUGAAAGUGAUGGAAGUUGAACAACAUAAUAAAUGUGAAUGUGGUUGCAAAAUAACUGUUCAGUGUUCACCUCAACAUGAAUAUGAUGAACAAAACUGCAAUUGUCGAUGUAGGUAUAGUCAUGAAAUGAAACAUUGUUCUUUUCCAAGAACGUGGAACUCGAAUAACUGCAAAUGUGAGUGUCCUCCUGCAAGUUGCAGUCCAGGUCACCACCGCGAUCCCGAAACCUGCAAGUGCAUAAGAAGUUCCUCAAUAAUUAAUCUUACUACCAAGUUGAAAAAGCGAAAUAGAAAUACGGAAAAACCCGGGUAAAUUACAAAUAGAAUAAACAUGUAAUAAAGUUAUGUAAAUAAAAUGAGUUGUUAUUUUG